AUGACUCUCCGAAGAACGGCAGCUCCUCCAGCUGACCCCUCCAAUCUCAUUUUGGUCCCUACGACUUAUAAGAUUGACAAAUUCAUCUGCGCAGGAACCGGACUCUAUGCCCCUCCCAACUGUAAUUCCAUAAAUAAAGACUUCGACGCACUCCUCAACCCAUUUUACUACAGCAAAUCCCUCACAGAUCCAAUUAAUACUGCCCAAGAUAAAUGGAACCUAUUGCCUGCCUUCCUUAAAAUUAAGGGCUUAGUCAAGCAACAUAUCGACUCGUAUAACUACUUCGUUGAGGUUCAAUUGAAAAAAAUCGUACAGGCAAGCGCAGAGAUUCGUAGCGAUGUUGAUCCUAACUUCUAUAUCAGAUUCCAUGAUAUAUACCUGGGCAAUCCCCGGCGGGCAGACGAAGAGCAAGACUCCAAAUUUGAUUUAGCAUCCACUAUCACUCCAAACGAAUGCCGCCUGCGUGACAUGACCUAUGCAGCCCCUAUUCUGGUCGAUUUCGAAUAUGUCCGUGGUAGACAACGGGUCAAGCGGAACGGGACCGCCAUUGGUCGGAUGCCGGUUAUGCUACGGAGCUCCAAGUGCGUCUUGUCGAAUAAGUCAGAGGCAGAGAUGCAGUUGCUACAAGAGUGUCCUCUUGACCCUGGUGGGUAUUUCAUCGUCAAUGGGACUGAGAAGGUUAUUUUGGUACAAGAGCAAUUGAGUAAAAAUCGGGUUAUUGUGGAGACGGACUUGAAGAAAGAUAUUGUGCAGGCUUCGGUUACUAGUUCUUCAAACGAGCGUAAAUCGAAGAGUUACAUCAUCCUGAAAAAGGAUCGGAUAUACAUGAGACAUAACGUUCUUAGUGAAGAUGUUCCAAUAGUUAUCCUUCUCAAGGCGAUGGGAAUCCAGUCCGACAAGGAAAUGUUGCUUCUUGUUGCCGGCAUCGAUAGCACAUUCCAAGAAGACUUUGCCAUCAACUUCGAAGAAAGCGUGAAACUCGGCAUAUAUACGCAGCAUCAGGCGCUGGAAUACAUCGGUAGCAGAAUAAAAAUCAACCGGAAGCCGAACAGCUUCGGAAUUACCCGACGAAACCAUGUCCAGGAAGCCAUCGAAGCUAUUUCCUCUGUUAUCAUCUCUCAUGUCGUCGUGGAGAACUUGAACUUCCGCCCCAAAGCUCUGUAUGUCGCGCAUAUGGCUCGGCGCGUUUUGAUGGCGAAGCACGACCCCAGUCUAGUAGAUGAUCGGGAUUAUGUAGGCAACAAGCGCCUGGAAUUGGCUGGCCAGCUUCUGGCCUUGUUGUUUGAAGAUCUGUUCAAGAAAUUUCAGUUUGAUAUUAAAAUGAAUAUCGAUAAGGUGCUGAAAAAGCCGGUGCGGACGGAACAGUUCGAUGCGUAUGGAGUCGUCGCGAUUCAUGGAAACCACAUCACCCAGGGUAUGAACCGGGCCAUCUCAACCGGUAACUGGAGUUUGAAGCGUUUCCGCAUGGAGCGCGCAGGCGUUACUCAUGUAUUGAGUCGAUUAAGCUACAUAGCAGCGCUAGGUAUGAUGACCCGUAUUUCAAGUCAGUUUGAGAAGACGCGCAAAGUCUCAGGGCCUCGAGCCCUGCAACCGUCCCAGUUUGGUAUGCUUUGCCCAUCCGAUACGCCAGAAGGUGAGGCUUGUGGCCUUGUAAAGAACUUGGCGCUUAUGACGCAUAUCACUACCAACGACGAGGAGCAGCCUGUGAGGAAACUCAUAUUCGCUCUUGGUGCAGAAGAUGUGCAGACUGUCGGUGGCCGCGAGUUGCAUGGCCAGGGGGCUUACAUUAUCUUCCUCAAUGGAUCCCCUAUCGCCCUAACACGGCGGCCGAAAUUUUUCUUAAAUUCGUUCCGACGGCUGCGGCGGACGGGACGGGUUUCGGAAUUCAUCAGCGUCUUCAUUAAUCAUCAUCAAAACGCAGUGCACGUCGCGACGGACGAUGGGCGGAUAUGCCGCCCACUAAUCAUUGUUGAAGACGGGAAAUCAAAUGAACGGGACGAUGGGAAUUCGACGACUUCUUGGCUCAUGGUCUCGUGGAGUAUUUGGAUUGUAAUGAGGAAAACGACUUCCUAUAUCGCCGUCUAUGAAGAAGACAGGCUCAGAGCACGACGCAUUUGGAAAUCGAACCGUUUACCAUUCUCGGCGCUGUGGCCCGGUCUCAUCCCUUACCCACAUCAUAACCAAUCCCCCCGAAACACAUAUCAAUGCGCUAUGGGUAAGCAAGCGAUCGGUGCUAUCGCAAACAACCAAUUCCUUCGCAUCGACUCACUCCUCUACACCAUGGUGUACCCUCAAAAACCGAUGGUGAAAACACGAACAAUCGAGCUUAUCAAAUACGACAAGCUUCCCGCCGGCCAAAGUGCAACUGUUGCCGUCAUGAGCUAUUCUGGCUACGAUAUUGAAGACGCCCUCGUCCUAAACAAAGGCUCUGUAGACCGCGGCUUCGGCCGCUGCCAGGUUUUCCGGAAAUAUUCCACAAACCUUAAAAGUUACUCCAACGGCACAAAGGACAAACUUAAAGGUCCCGAUCGCGAAAACGGCGUGCCAAUCCGCAAACAUGCCCUCCUCGAUAAUGAUGGCCUUGCCGCCGUCGGUGAAAAAGUAAACCACGGUGAAGUCUACAUCAACAAAGUCACGCCGGAAAAUGCCCUCUCAUCCGGCAUCACGGGUUCAGACGCGGGCAGGCCCAUCGCCUACAUCCCCUCUCCGCAAACCUACAAACUUCCCGACCCCAGCUACAUCGACAAGGUGAUGAUCUCUGCCACCGAGGCCGAAAACCAACUCAUCAAAGUCCAGACGCGCCAAACUCGCGUGCCGGAAGUCGGCGACAAAUUCUCCUCCCGCCACGGCCAAAAGGGUGUCGUCGGCAUCAUCGCCGAGCACGCAGAUAUGCCAUUUAGCGACCUCGGGAUCGUUCCGGAUAUUAUCAUGAACCCGCACGGUUUCCCCUCGCGCAUGACCGUGGGCAAAAUGCUCGAGCUGAUCGCAGGUAAAGCGGGAAUUCUCUCUGGCCAGUUCGGCUACGGGACUGCCUUCGGCGGCAGCCCCGUGGAGGAAAUGUCCGCCAUCCUUGUCGACCACGGCUUUUCGUAUGGCGGCAAGGAUUAUCUCACAUCUGGCAUCACGGGGGAGCCGCUCCCUGCUUACGUCUUUAUGGGACCUAUAUAUUACCAGAAGCUGAAGCAUAUGGUUCAGGAUAAGAUGCAUUCGCGGGCGCGCGGGCCGCGGGCGAUCUUGACGCGGCAGCCGACGGAGGGGAGGUCGCGGGAUGGUGGCUUGCGGCUUGGCGAGAUGGAGCGUGAUUGUCUGAUUGCGUAUGGAACGAGUCAGUUGUUGUUAGAGCGGUUGAUGAUUUCGUCCGAUCGGCAUGAGGUGGAUGUCUGUGAGAAUUGUGGGUUUAUGGGGUAUUUGGGGUGGUGUCAGCGUUGUAAGACGUCGCGAGGGGUGGUGAAGAUGGCCAUCCCUUAUGCGGCGAAGUUGUUAGUUCAGGAGCUUUUUAGUAUGAAUGUUGUCGCAAGAUUGAAGCUUGCGGAUGAGUUUCCGGAGGAGAGAGGGAGGUAA
Molecule: messenger RNA, 3561 nt
Organism: Histoplasma mississippiense
Lineage: Eukaryota; Fungi; Ascomycota; Eurotiomycetes; Onygenales; Ajellomycetaceae
Product: DNA-directed RNA polymerase III 130 kDa polypeptide
Exons: 7
Coding region: 1-3561 (1186 amino acids)
Biological process (GO): DNA-templated transcription
Cellular component (GO): RNA polymerase III complex
Molecular function (GO): DNA binding; ribonucleoside binding; DNA-directed RNA polymerase activity
Source: RefSeq, a predicted model, not a curated record